AUGGCAUCAAAGCUUCGACCAGCUGGAAUAUUCAUGGCUGAGCCAAUUACGUCUAAAACGUUACUGGCGGCUAAUCCUGACGAUAUGAAAACUAAAAUGGAGCUACUGGUUAUGAAAAUUCAAGGAAUUUGUCACGCAUUACAAAACGAGGAAUUUUUUGGGAAAAAAUUCACUGUUGAUCGUUGGGAACGGAAAGAAGGUGGAGGUGGAAUAACCUGUGUACUUCAGGACGGAGACGUUUUUGAAAAGGCCGGGGUCAAUGUAUCGGUCGUUCAUGGUUUGCUACCAAAAGGAGCUAUACAACAAAUGAGAUCACGAGGAAAAGAACUCGCCGAAGGCGAUAUACCUUUCUUUGCCACAGGAGUCAGCGCUGUAAUCCACCCACGUAAUCCAAUGAUUCCCACAAUCCACUUUAAUUACCGCUACUUUGAAGUAACAGAUUCAAAGGGCAAUAAACAAUGGUGGUUCGGUGGAGGAACGGAUCUUACACCAUAUUACCUCAAUGAGGAGGACGCACUUCAUUUCCAUCGGACUCUGAAACAGGCCUGCGAUGAACAUGAUAAUGAUUAUUAUCCUAAAUUCAAGGAAUGGUGUGACAAGUAUUUUUUUAUUCCCCAUCGAAAUGAAUGCCGUGGCGUAGGAGGAAUAUUUUUCGAUGACUUGGAUACACCAGAUGAAGAUAGCGCAUUCGAAUUCGUAUCCAGUUGCGCACAUUCUGUAAUUCCGUCCUAUCUUCCCCUUGUUCAGAAACAUAAAAAUGAAUCAUAUGGCGACCGCGAACGACAAUGGCAGUUGCUACGCAGAGGGCGUUAUGUAGAGGUUACCGACAAGCUAGUGAUCGUGAUUUCGAAUCUUAUUAGAAUCUGGUUGACAAAAUCAGGAUAA
Sabethes cyaneus is the source of this 885-nucleotide messenger RNA. RefSeq names its product oxygen-dependent coproporphyrinogen-III oxidase-like. The record is from RefSeq and is a predicted model, not a curated record. Gene Ontology annotation, cellular component: mitochondrial intermembrane space; cytoplasm. Gene Ontology annotation, molecular function: coproporphyrinogen oxidase activity. NCBI's taxonomy places the organism in Eukaryota, Metazoa, Arthropoda, Insecta, Diptera, Culicidae.